CAACGUGUCAACGGCACGUUUAAAUCAUGAGACGCACAGACUUGCCUGUUUCAAUCAUUAGACAUUACAUUAUAUAGACGACAUUAGAAAAGCGAGACGCUCAGAAAUAUACAAUAAUUAUUUUAAGUCUCGAAUUCUUUUUUUUUUAUAAAAUGGCUUCAACCCCAAAUGCAAGCUCUUCGAUGAAGUGGGAAGUUGUGAAAAAAAGCAAAAAACCGAACAGUUCAGCAAGACACCAAAAUGUCAAGAAAUCUGGAGGAAGGAAAGCUUUGGCUGAGUCUAACAUGCGCAGGAUCUUUGACCCAGCGCCUCCUUUAAAACCAUCGGAAACCAUCUACGAGAGCUUUGAGAGGAUGGGGAAGAAGAAUAAAGAGCAGAUGCCCCCAGCACCCGCCCCGGAACAGCAUCCGAAGAAACCCAACACCGGGAAAUGUGACAAGAAUUCCCCGAGAAACGAAGGAGACAAAAACAGCCAAAAAACAGUGAAAUUCAAGUCGUUGGAGGAUGCUAUGAAAGCUCUUAAUCUAUCAGCGCUUCAGCAGCAGCUGGAGAAGAGCCAAAGCCUCUUUCCUGAAAACCCGUCUGUUUGGGUGAAGGACUUGGCCAGUUACCUCAACUAUAAACUCCAAGCCCCAGAGAUCGACCCAACUGUCAGCCAAUACUCCUACGAUUACCCUUACUGCUUGGCAAGCAAGGAACUGAAGAGCAUGUGCAAGACUCUGCUGGUGAAGUCGGCUGAUAGCCAGCAGCAGUUAUUUGAUCACUGCAUCUACACCAUGCUGCGUGAACUGGACAAGCAACCAGGUGAAGCGCUGCAUGGCUACAGAUUUUGCAUUCAAACCAUAACGCUGGAAAACCCCAAAAUAGCUACCCAGAAUCUCGCCAGUCAUUUGGAGCUGUUGAGGUCUCACCAGAACAAUCCAGUCAAAUGUCUCACCGUCAUGUGGGCCUUGGGGCAGGCAGGCUUCACAGACUUGACUGAGGGACUGAAAGUGUGGUUUGGCAUAAUGCUGCCAGUCCUGGGUACAAAGACACUGUCCUCGUAUGCUAUUGGCUACUUGGAAAGACUGCUAAUGAUGCAUGCUAAUCUAACCAAAGGCUUUGGAGUUAUGGGACCAAAGGACUUUUUCCCUCUGCUGGACUUUGCCUUUAUGCCCAAAAACGCUCUGUCACCCAGUCUGCAGGAGCAGCUGAGACAGCUGUACCCGAGGUUGAAGGUGCUGGCUUUUGGAGCUAAGCCUGAAUCUACCUUGCACACAUACUUCCCAUCCUUCCUGUCCAGAGCAACCCACAACUGCCCAGAUGACAUGAAGAAAGAGCUCCUGAACAGUUUGACUGAAUGUUUGACUCUGGAUCCUCACAGUUUUAGUGUUUGGAGGCAGUUGUACACCAAACACCUUUCACAAUCAAGUCUUCUGCUGAAUCAUCUUUUGGACUCCUGGAAUUGUCAAUCAGGAAAGGUUUGCAGAUCUCUGCCUGAAACGGUGCAGUCUUUCAAAGUUACUAAUGAUGAAAUGAGUACAUCUGCUGCCAGUUCACAGGAGGUUAAAGCCUGCAAUGACAUCUGUAAUCAACUCCAGGUAAAGAUGAAAGGACAAGGCUUCCCGUGGUCUCGUCUGGUGUUGGUAGCGCUAGUGUUUGCUGUUGGAUUUGUGAUGUAUGACAUCCGAGCAAAUGGGUCCUUUAAAGCCUCCUCUGUUGCACGUGUCCUUCACCAGUCUGGAAUGAUGUCCGUCUCACAACAGGCUUGGAAUAAAAUGUCUGUUUAUUCUUACAAAGGUUACAGUUGGAUGGAAACUAAUACACCGUAUUACUACUCUGAGAUGGUAAAUAAAAUGGGACCUAUUUUGGAAAUGGCUUUGGAAAAGACAACCCUGGCAGUGGGAUACCUUGGAGAAAAGUGUUCAAACCAGAUUGCAUGGGUCAAAGACAACGCACCCAGGCUUAUUGAGUGGCUCAACUCCAGUAUCCCAGAUGGUGUGGUCCAGCUGAUCGAGUAUCUGAAGGAAUUGCUUCUGUCUAUUCAUCAGAAUCAUCUACAGCCAGCUAUGGUGUAUGUGAAGACAUCUCUGGAACAAGGGUGGCAGCAGUUUGUAAAGUCUUGCAAAGGAGAAGUAUCUUGGCCCUGUGUGCAGGAUCACUUGGUAUACAUAUCUAUGUCCACCUGGACUUGCCUGCAGAACACGACCAUUGCUGUUAAAAACUGGGCAUUUUCAAUGCUCUCCAGGAUGUAAGACUUGUUUCAUGCUGAGACUGAAUCUAUUCUUGUUCUCGUGAUCUAGGACAAUACCACCAGUGCUUUUUAAUGAUAACUCGGAAGGAGGGUUUUACAAAAGAAGCUGGCGCUUAUAAAAUAUAGAUUUAAAAACUUUUGUCAAGCUGCAUGAAAUUUUGUAUCGGAGACUCCUUUUCUACUUUUGGUUUGUUCGUUAUGGGGUUUAUAGAUGUCCCUUUUUUUCCAGGUUUAUAAAUGUUUCAAACAGUGUUACAUAUUUAUGAUAUAUAAAUUAGUAAGAUGGUUUAAGAAACAGAGGUUACCAUCAAUUUUGUUCACUUUUUUUUUUUUUUUUUAUCUUCCACAACACAUGGUUUUAAAUUCCAUAAAUUAAACUACGAUUCCUCCCUCAAAUCUCACUCGAGACCUGCAAAAAUAAUAAUCCCUUCCAUUCAGUUGAAUGAAAGACCUUUUUAGAGAAGUCUGUUUGGUUGCCAGCAUGGGGUGUAAUUAUGAAGGCAAAGGUUUACAGCCCGCUUUGCUCUAUGCUAUUCUUUUAUGGACUGUAACCACUUGCUGACUUGCACAGAACAUAAUCUACAAACUCUACAUCACAUUUCUACUGUGUUAGUUGUAGCUUUGGAAUUUGUUGUUCUAUUGUUUUGGGGUCCUAUGGAGAAUACCAGAUACAUCAUUGUCACAGGACUUGUAAGAUUAUUAUUUUAUUGUGUUUUUCGAACCCUGUUAACACUAUUGUGCAAGGGAAUUUUUAUUUUUUUGGUUUGUUUUCAGUGUUUCUUUUUUAAUGUAAAGUCUGCACACUGUUGCUAAAUGCAAGUAAAAAGGGAACUACUUGAUAGUUUUCUUGUUGUCUUGAUUUAUACAAUCCACCCCCCCAGAAAUGCAUGCAUGCAUGAAACCUCGAUGUAUACGGUACUUUCCCGUAGUGUUCACAAAGAUAAUGGUUAGUUUGAAAGCUUUAAAGGUAAUUUUAAUACAUACCCAUGUGCUGCAAGGUAUAAGAGUUGUCACUGCCAACCAAUAGUGCCACAUUUAAUUUAAACACAUUUGUAUAAAACGUGAAACCUUUCUUAUGGUAGCACUAAUUACAUCUGAUUAGUCAUUGUGUGCCUUGAGAAGAUUCUACCUUGACCCUGCAAAGUGACCAUGAAGUUAUCCAUGUUUUUGGCUGUGAUCUUUAACAGUGAUGUCACAGCUGCCUACAGCUCACAAUUACUGAUCUGUACUGCACAAGAUAACAUUCAAAUGUGAGAAUUGUGAGCCCAUUGAGUAGAUUGAGAAACAUGCCCAGUGUACACUGUCAAUUGUUUUUGCUACAUUUCGAAUCUCUACUUCCCUGGUAAUGUUGGGGUAUUAUAUUGUAAAAAUGCUGCAUACACUUUUAUUGUAUAACCAGUUUUUUGCUAAAUGAGUUGAAAUACUGUAAAGCCUAACCAAACUCUCACAAUGGUAUUUGUAUUAGUUUAUGUGUAUAAGACUUGCCAGAGGAGCUUCAUCCUAUAUAAUGAUCCUUCACCAAUAUUAGAUGACCAUAUAAUAAAGGACCUGAAUGGUUGCUGGCAAAUAACUUUUUAUCGUGAAUUAUUUCAGGAAAAAUAAAGUAUUUGAAUUAA
Acipenser ruthenus (sterlet) is the source of this 3849-nucleotide messenger RNA. RefSeq names its product transmembrane protein 214-A-like. Lineage: Eukaryota; Metazoa; Chordata; Actinopteri; Acipenseriformes; Acipenseridae. The transcript is spliced from 17 exons. The record is from RefSeq and is a predicted model, not a curated record. Bases 153 to 2234 code for a protein of 693 amino acids. Gene Ontology annotation, cellular component: Golgi apparatus; endoplasmic reticulum.